Messenger RNA from Porites lobata, 39589 nucleotides. The record is from the annotation of a GenBank genome assembly. Lineage: Eukaryota; Metazoa; Cnidaria; Anthozoa; Scleractinia; Poritidae.
AAGGCUAUGAACGUGAUGAUGCUGUGGGUUUUCUGCGGUUUGUUGGCUUUAACGGAGGCUCAGGAAAUCUGUUACAAUAGAGGUAACUACUCUCAUUGCACUGGCAUCUUUUACUUACAUUAGGCACGUCAAGUUUUAAAUAAGGACACUUGUCAAAUUAAAGUUUGCUGGUAUAUUCAAAAACUGGGCACUAGUCAAGAAAAAAAAAAUCGUAAUUUAUCCCACCAAGCAAAGAGUUUAUUCAAGGAGGACGUUCUAGGUUAAAUACAGCUUCAACGUAACUGAGUAUUUACAAUAAUUAAUGUAUAAUAUAUGAUAAUAUUCUACCCUACUUUGUUCAUUUUUCUUCGAAAUUUCUGAUCCCACGUUUAUUUCAGUCCUGCUAAUGGAGGCCUAGGUUAUUAAAGGCAUUUUAUUAUCACUGCUUCUUAGCAUUUGUUCGAUGACGUGAUGCUACUCUUGUCAUUUCUCUUCAGAUGGAGCGACGGUGAUUGCAGUCAGUUUAAUCAGGCCUAACACCAAACCUCCCCCAGGGACAGAGACACCGAUUAAAGGCACGAUCAAGAUGAUUCAGGUUGAAAACUCAGUUUUUCUUCUUAGCCUGCGUUUUCCUUGUCCUUUUCCUUUCCUCAUGAUGGAACGAGUGCCUUUCACCGUCUGUAUCAGUUCAACGUGCGUCCUUUUAAUCAUUUUUCACCUGCAUUCGCUACAAAUGAAGUGCAUUUUGUUUACAAAAAAUAUAUGGAGACCGUACGCAAUCCACACAAGAAUUGCAUACUACUUGGUCAAGUAUCAUUAUUAUUAUCAUCGUUAUCAACGUCAUCAACAUCAUCGUCAACAACCGCUUAGGUUGUUAACUGCGAGGAUCAUUUCCACUUUCAUCAUCAUCACCGUCAUUAUCAUCAUCAACGUAAUCACUAUCAUCAACGUCAACCUCUACAUCAUCAUCAUCAACAACAACAACAACAACAACAUCCUAAUCAACAGAAACAUCAUCACCAUUAUCAUCAACAAUCAUCAACAGCAGCAGCAAUAGCGUAAACAUCAACAUCAACAACAUAAUCACUAUCAUGUCUAUCAGUUUAUUUUCAUCAAAAUCAAAAACAUCGUCAUGAUCAUUAUCAUUUCGGUGCUGUUGUCAUAAUCACCAUUGUAGAUUAAUUCCUUUCCUUUGCAGAACUAUGGUCGUCCUACCUCUAUGCUAUUGCAGAUAACAGGCCUUCCGCCCAAUACGCCUCACGGUUUCCACAUCCACGAGUUUGGAGACACUGUCACUGAUGGUAGGCUUGAGUGAUAUUUCCAGCUAAAUUUUGCUGCCCCAACAUUACAACCUGCUUUACUUCGCUUUACUUUACUUGGUUACUUCAAGGUCACAUCACAUUUGACAAUAAAGACGUUUCCCGACAAAAGUCUCUAAGGCUAAGAGUGUACCGUUGGCCGCUCACUCAGAUUUAAUGACUGGUCCGUUGGGAUCCACCUCGAAACACAAUGAGAUUCUCUAAAAUGUAUGUUUUGGGUAAUGUGUCCAGGCAACUUGAUCAACAUGUGAGAUAUGGUAUUUCUGAACCAACAAAUUACGGCUAGCAUAUAAUAUUUCUUUCUAAAACUGCGCAAGGCGGCAGUGCGAAAGAUUAAAACUGGAAUAAUGACGAAAUGCUUUAACUGAAGGCAAGGGUAAAAAUAUAAUUUCUUCAUACAAUAGAAACGCAUUAUCCCGUAGUCACAUUUGAGUAUAAUAAUUUGUAUAUAUACAUAUACAUUUCAGGAUGUCAGAGUACCGGAGGUCAUUACAAUCCGUUUAACCACACCCACGGCUCGCUCACUGACCAAGUACGGUAAGGAUUUUUAAUGAGAUAAAAAAUUAACAGUAGGAUAUUUUAAAUCCCAGUACUUUAUGGCUUAGAAAGCGGAGAAUACGCAAGGUUAAGCGCGAAUAAAGAUGGUAAAGAUGCUUCGGAUCUAGAAAGGCAAUCACUUCUUUCCUGGCUUGUUCUGCAAGUCCUACGUUUCCGCGAUGCACAUUGAGGCAAGCCCUUACAUACUUCAAAUUCACCACUGUAAGUUCAAUUAAAAAAAAACAAUUCACCACUAUUAUUUCAACGAAAAAAACAUAGCUGUUUGUAGACAUCGCCUUGCUAUGUCUCUCUCCCUUCAAUCGUGAGAUGAUGCCUAGCCUAGGUACCAACUGAGCAAACACAAUACUGGGGCGUGUUAACUCAGGGAACAGAAGAAGGAGCAUUUCUCUUGUUUGUAUGUACGUAACUAAAUAAAAGAAAGUGGAAUUUUUAGGACAUCUUUUUUUGCAGCCAUGUUGGUGACUUAGGAAACUUAUACACAGACGAAGAUGGUCGAAUCGAUGACGAAGUUGAGGACAAUGUGGUUUCCCUCUUUGGACCUUAUUCUGUCAUUGGAAGAGCAUUUGUGGUAAAGUAAAGAGUGCAACGGGACUCUGCAAAAUGAAGAUGUGGACGGCGGAUAAUAAUAAAUGAAUAAAUAAUGAAUAAGUGAAUUUAUAAGGUAAAUAAAUAAGAACGAUAUAUAAAUAAGAUAAAUAUGAAUAAAACUUAAGAAGUAAAACAUUUACAUAACUUGAUUAAUACAAUGAAGACAUUGAAGACAUCUUCGGAUUACAGACAGAACUCGUGGGAGACAGAGACAGACAGACUGGAAGGACAUGUCGCCGACUGAUAUAUUUAUUUUUAUUAUUUUUAAAUUUCUCAAUUUAUCUUCAAUCAUCUUAAUUUUUCAUCGUAUACCGUACAUUUAUUUAUAUUUAUUUAUUAUUUCCCGUCGUCCGCAUCCGCGUUUUACAGAGUGCCGAAUGUAACAGCACUUAGAAUGUUUAUUAUCUUUGCCUUGUGUUACAGAAUUUUAGACUUUCUGUCUUUUAAUUUGUAGAUUCACCAAAAAAUAGACGACCUUGGGCAAGGAGAAGGGGCAGCCAAGGCGGGGAGCUUAAAGACAGGAAACGCGGGAGCGCGGCUAGGUUGCGGCGUUAUUUUCCACGGAACUUUGAAUUAGCCAAUCAGAAUAAUUAAGCACUGAGAUAACAGUGCGCUAACUUGUUCCAAAAUAACAUCAUUAAAGAUAAACAGAGCAUAACUGAUGUAAAUUAGGAAACUGGUAAUUUGUACUUCACUUUUACAGUUUUGCUCAAUAUUGCAACACUGUACGAAGAAAUUAUUUAGAAAUACCAAUGGCCAGCUGUUUGCAGCGUGUUUAGUGGUGGUGUCCAGCGAAGCCGUUGUCAGUGUUAAGGUGGUGGAUUUCCACUUUCACGUAGAUUUAGAGUCAUGCACGUUUACGGCAAACAGCAAACGUGAGAUUUCUCAAAAUGGAAAAUCAGCAGAUAAAAUCAGCUCAAAACAUUUCUUAUGAAUACAAUUAACGUGAAACUACCAAUAUUUUUGUAGAAGUAAUUUUAACUAAAUAUUUCUAAUAUAGAGGAAAUCAAGGAUGUCUGGUCUCAACGUGAGAUUUGACUUGGCAUUUUUAUUACUACUUAGUUUCGUACAGUACGGCAUGUACGGCACUCCUCAGAUAAAAUUGCCAAUUAGCAAUUUUAUGUGAGGAGUGCCGUACAGCAGCUGUUACUUAUUUUGAUGAAUUCAGCGAAUUUCUGAAUCGAAAAAAAAUAAAUGAAUUGCAUGAAUCGACUGAGUCCAGGUGAUGGAAUGUUUAUAGAGUAGUGGUGUUAAAGCACCAUCCAGAUAUCCGGAGCAAAAUGUUAAGAAUCAAGAACAAGUUCUACCGACAACGUACGUCCGGUUAGCUCAGUUAGAGAGCACCGGUCUGCCGACCGGGAGCCUCGCCCGGGGAGCCUCGCGAGUUCAAACCCCGGCCUGACCAAAAACUAGGGUCAUGAAUAAAAUAAAUAAAUAAACUGGUAAGAUCUUGCUAGCUAUGAUUCAAGAUCUUGUCUUAGUUGAGAUGAUCGCGCGUUAUUAGCCAGUGACGUUCAGCCGUCGGUCUUGUCUCCUUUAUCCUUCUUUUAUUGGUCAAAUCGAAGGAGACGAAAACAAUUAAGAACCCACACUACUGAACAAAAUGGGUCGGGGACGUUUCCCCGGUGGUGUGGUCUACCUUUCAAGCAUCAUGUUGCUGAACGGGUUACACAAUGGACUGAGAGCGGCUGUGCUGCUGACGUCCGAGCUAUAUAUAAUGUAAAGAGGACAGGCCUUUUGUCCUCACCAUCCACGACAUUACAUUGCAUUCAUUCAUUCAAAAUGAAGUUGAUUGGAGAAAAGUUGCCAUAUGAUUUGGGUCUGUAAAAGGUCCCCAAAUUGCUGUCAGAUUAAUUUUUUGGCUUUAAAAAGUCGAGAAAACGUUCUAUUUUUGUGAUUGAUUCCUAUUUAAAAGACAGUGCAUUUACAGCAGUUAAAAGGGAUGCAAAGUUCUAAACAAGGUAUGUGAAAGGGGUACCAUUUGUCAUAGAAGGUAUACGAAAGGCGUACCUUUUCCAUGAAAAAAGGUAUAUAAAACUGGUAAGGGGUUGGACCUCGGGGUGGAGCCUCCGCGUACAUAUAUGUAAUGAGUACCCCCGGGGGUCUACUUGUCGAGUAUGACGGCUUAGGCCUCAGCAAAGAUUCUGACCAGGAGGUCUUCUAAUCUUGUACAUUAAUUGUCGCCGCCCGCCAGGACACGAUCAAUGAACCCUACUCGUAGUAUCUGGUUUCAUUUCUUAGGUUACUCGUUGGAGUCACGAGUAAAAUUAGCUAACGCAGAUUUCGCUUAAGUUUCUUUAACGGCGGAGGUAUUGGCGGAAGCUAUGAGCAUUAUUAUGAGAUAAACAGUUACUUAAGGCUAUGAUAUCUGCACGGUUUUAUUCGUGACUCAGGAUAUUCAGAGACACUUCACCCUCAAUACACGUCUUCGUAAAUAAAAAAUUGUAGUCCUUUAAAUGUUUCGUUGAAUUGUAUUCUUGUCAUGAUUGUUUGUCAAGAGAUCGAUCUGAUCUUUCUUAUCCCUUUGCUUGUUGUUAUUUUCAGUCGUCCGUGAAAACAUUGCAUGCAGGAGUACUUAAAAUGCCGCGUGUAUCAGAUGAAUAUGGUGUUUUAGAAGUAAAAGGCAAACGAAAAUGAUUCUGAGACCUCUUCCUCAUUACCAGCGUUCAUUCACAUACUCGACAGUUCGCAUUGUAAGUUUUGGCGCUUGGCAAAAUUUAGAAUUGGUGGGUCAGACGGGCGAUUUUGUAAAUUGAAUUAAAAAAUAUAUUUUUUUCGAAAGUUUUGCUCAAAGCCCAUUAUUACCCUGCGUACUUGAUGGCAGACUGACCUGACUAAACAGUCCCGUCUAAUGGUGAAUUCUCUAUAUAGAUCGUCCUGAAUAUUGAAUGGGUGCAAUUUGUCUUGUAAGAUUAUUCUUUAACAAACUGCAGAAUUAUAAUUAAAAUAGGGCCGGAAAAAAUAACAUAUAUUCUGUCCGAGGUCUGAAAACAAACAACGCCUGAUAGUUCUGUUUACCUCAAAGAUGGUGUAAAAAGGCUGGUUUACACGCUACCAGACUUAUAGCGAGCCACGCACACGAAAAAUCCGGCCUAAUUUUUAUUUUGGGCUUUCCUUUACACAGAGAGAUAACACCGAUAAAUUAUAACGGGUAAAUUGGCUACCACCGGAGACUAUCGUGUUUUUACGGCCUUUAUAGCAUAAAAUUAUAGAAUAAAACAAGUGAUUUUGCUUGGGAAGAAUUUGUUUCCACACCUUAUCUACUGUGGCCAAAGGUGAUCUCUUUUUAUUAGGUGUACAAAUAAAACUAUUGACCCGAUGUGAGAUUUUAGAAGUUGCUUCAUUCUUGCGCUGUUUGCAAAUUAUUUUUUCUCUUAAGUCAACCAACCCCACCCUUAAACGUCAUAUCGAUCUCCCCAGUUUGAUUUAAAUUAUAAAUUUAUUAACUACAGCUACGCUUUUAGCCCUGGCUAAAUCUAAAUAUCAUUAGCUCGUAAUAGCCAAUGAAAGAAGCGGCGGCGUUUCGCCAAAACAGUCCGGCCCAUACUGCAAUUCGUCACUACGUACACCGACCCAGCCUAAAAAUGUCCAAUACGUCUGGGAAGUAAACUGUUUCGUCAAUUAUGUAGGCACAUUGCGAACCUAAUUCCUAUUGUUAUGGAAAUUUUUUGGGAUUACCUUGCUUGUGGCAUGGCAUUGUGUCUCUGUUUACUGGUCAUUUUGUAUUGUUUCAUGCGUGUGAAUAAUUCAGCCACGCGUGCAAACUAUAUGUCUGAUUUCCCACUCUGGUCAAGAAACAGACAUUCGUUUCUUGAGCUUCUGCUGUUUUGAAGUGAGUAUUUCUUCGUUUGAUGCAUUUCACGGUCUGUUGGUGCCUUUUUUAAACGAUUUAAUAUUUACUUUAAAGUUGUAUUCAGCAUUCAAGGAAAGGCGUCAUAAAGUGUUGUGCAAACCGGCCUUUAAUAUAUUGAUCGUGAUCUUGCAACUCAAGCGUUUGCGAAUGAACAAGGAAGAAAGAGCUCUAAUGCCUCCAAACUUUUGUCUAGAAAGGGAUAGAGUGGUCGCUUCUCAUUAGAACAAGUGAACGAAGUUGCAAGUCAUAGUAAACUUCAUUGUUUUCUUGGUUAACAUAACGUGUGACCGAAUAACCGACUCUAAUUUUGCCAGAGCGUUUUUGAAAUGGCUCUAGAAUUCAGCUACAAGCAAAACAAAUGACACAAUAUUUCAGGAUAUAAAGUACUCCAAAAAUAAAUUAUUUCAAAAUAUAGACUUCCAAAUUAAUUCCCUCGACUCGCAUAAAAUCUGGGCGGGCUGUGACAAUAUUCUUUUUUUAGUGUAUUUUUAUUUGCAAAGGUGGCGUAUCCUGCAAUUGGCAUCUGACACUCUUCGACCUACUGAGCCUGCUAAGCAAACUACUUGACACAUCCAAUAGUGUUGACUAUAAGCUGUUCCCUCUGAAUGUCUGUUUUAAAAAGAAGUGUCAAAAAACAGAGAUACUGGUUUUCACAGCUUAUGAUCAAACUUUAUCAUGUUUUAGAUACAAUAUGCAAUUGCUGUUGCUGUGUGCUUCGCUAACGGUAACAGCAGCUCGUUACGAGGAGACAAUGUGGCGUAAAAGAGGUAACUCAGCUACAAUUAAUACAUUUUUUUACUGUUGUAAAAUAAGGGCCUGUUUACAUGGCGCGGGGGGACCCCAGGUAAGUGAGGUAACCCGCUUUGCAUGGUGGGUAACCCGCCUCUCCACAUGAUCUCUCAUUUUAUUUUGAUUACGUUUACAUGAUAGGUGCAGGGUAACCCGCCGCAUGUUACCUCACCUAUCUGGGGUCCCCCACCUCCAUAUAAACAAGCCGUAAGUCAUUUUGCAUGGAUUUGGUUGCAGCAUAUGCAUAGAGCCACUGCAUUUGCUCUGUGGAAUUUUCUAUCUUUGUCAAGCCUAAAAACAAUUAAAAUGCAGCGGCUACAUGGGUAUGCGGAAAAUGAAUACACAAUUCCUAAUUUCCUGGUCAACUUUUUUUACCAAACGCGUUAAGUCGUUAAAGAAAAACUAUUUUGAAGAUUGAUCACUCCUUUCCUGGUCUGCUCACAUUUAAAUUUAUGCUUUGUUCGUAUCAAGAAAUUGUCUAUUGUACCGCAGCAAAUUCCUCAAAACAAAAGCCUUUUGUCCUAGGUGUUGAUGCCGAAACCACACCGAACAGUCUGUACCAGAAGCAUAUAUAUGUAGAUUUAGCCACGGCUAAAAGCGUAGCUCUAGUUUAUAAAUUUAUAAUUUAAAUCAAACAAUAAACUUGUAAUCCACAAAUCGGUUGACCAAGUAUAUGUAUAGACGGCUGUUACAAUAAUCGAUACAUCAUAUUAUUAGUGUAUGAACUAAUGUUUGUGUUGCUUAAUUAAGUACUUUCUUAUACCCCUGACAUUUAUAAGAUGGUAUUAAGAGAAGCGGCUUUACAUGUAUUAUUCAUGUGAACCUGUAGGCUGAGAGUAGUGUCAAUCCAAGUUCCUAAUUUCUAACGGCGGAAACAAUGGGAACACGAGCCUUCCCAACUGUAAGACUGAUUGUUUUCGAAUUUGAUUCUCUGCUUGUCUUGAUACGUGUUGUUUGUUAAGAUGUAGUCAUGGCGACUGCAGUGAGUGCAAUAAUGCCUAACACCAAACCUCCUCCUGGUACUGAAACUCCCGUGGUAGGAACAGUCUGGAUGAAGCAGGUAUUUUUUUUAAAGUCUACAAAAAUAUUUUAGCUCAUUUUCUGUGUAUAGCCAAACCUGCAUAAUAUAAAAUUUUUACGUGGAACCCCAUGUUGUACCCCUUUUGUUAAUCUUCUAUCUUUUGCAUCUCAAUGGAACGGGAUCUGGAAGGGUGGGUCCAGAUCCCGCACUCUCGCUCCUUUGUCAAGACAAUCCCGCACGCCCAACAUCUGUCAUAUGUACCCCGAAAACCGUUAAACACAUUAUUCUUCCAAAUUUGGUCAUCAGUCACUGGUUUUGGUGAAUUAUGCGUGUGCUUUUAGCCAAUCAGAAUUGGGAAAAUAUUUUGAAUGAAUAAUAACAUUUUUUAACUUUCCAAGUGCUUAAUAUAAUAUCUCGAUACACAAUGCAUGCACAGCCGUGGAAGAAUGAGCCAAUGUUACAACAACAUUAUUACAAAUACGUUUAUCGCAUAAAAAAGGAAAAGGAAACGAAGAAAUAUAUACAACAGAGAAAAUAAAACAACUAAGCCGAGUGUCGAACCUGGACCAUCUGCACGGUAGGUCGGCUCCAGGACAACAGCGCCACGCUGCCAAGGAUAACAAUGAAUUUCGACCCUUGUCCCUUCAAGCCCAUCUUGUAUAGCAACCACAUGGCAGGGUCCGCCUUCUUGAAAAUUUGUUGAAUCAGCAGAAGGUAAGAAAUUGCCUAUUUUUUCGCCGAUACCCUCAUAUUAUCUUUUUAUCGGUUUCUAGUAUUAGUAGUUUGUCUUACAAUGACCUAUUUUAAAGAUCUUUAUAGACCAUUUGACAUAAACAUGUUUUUAAACAAACUAAGUUAAAAAAAACGAACACAUAAUGAUCAAGUACUAUUAAAAGUGAAUACGUAAUGAGCUCUGAAAGAGAAAAUCGCAUACGUUACAGCAGCAUGAAACUUGUGUUAUUUUGCUGAAGAGAUUUGAAAAGCAGAAUAUUGCCUCUUUUACUAUAUACUGUUUAUGAUGCUCAUUCUUGCCAUGGUUGAUGUACAGGCCAGGCAAUGGCAGGAAAAGCAACAUUUUCUGUUCAGUACUGUACAAUCAUCCCAUCUAAGAAAACGACAGCGCCGACAACUUCCAAACUGGGGUAAAUGUUUCUGUCAUGUACAAGAUGAGCCAGGGACGUUAACUGACUUUUCAGAUAAAAAAGUUGGCUAAGAUUUCAAUCAUGAGCCAAGGAACAGAGAGAUGUUAUGUGGACCGAGACGAAGGGUUUCUGGAGGAAGGGCCGAAGAGCAAAUAUCACAGACGAUGUUAUGAAGUAUACAAUGAUAAGGAGUGUUUAGGGGCAGCGUCGAAGUGUUUUCAUCGAAGACCUUCUCGAAGAUAAUGACAGUUAUGAUUCUAACACCAAGCCUCGCCCAGCGAAACGUAUCGAUUGCUCUAUUUUAAGGUCCCAGGCUAUUUGCCAAUGACAUAAAACAAUGCUUACGAAGAAAAAAGGAGCAAGUUUAAAAACGACAACCACCGGGAGUGCUUCCUACUAAAUUUUAAACUUAAGAGCGAAUCCAUACAAAAAUCGACCAAAAUCGCCGAUUCGUGGCAAGGCUCAAAAAAUCAAAAUCGCUCUUCUUUUGCAGACUGGUAGACAUUAGUAAGUAUACAAACGCUAUGUAGUUUUUUCUUCGAAAGAUCUGUUCGUUUCCGAGAAAAACAAAAAAAACCGUUUCAAGCCCCACCGUCGAUUUCGCAAGCCAAAAACAGGGUUGAAAUUCAUCAUGAUUCGCUGGGCUCGCGUUCCAAUACAGCCGCGCUAGGAAAAAAACUUAUUGCUAAAAUUUUAAGUUUAACUCGUCGUUGAUCAAAAUGUAUAAUAUUUUUAGCAUUACAACAGUCUAAGUAAUUAUAAAAAUGCUAAAGCGUACGACUACCUGAUGGUUAGCCACGAAAGGGCGUUGAAAACAGCGACGAUUUUCAUCAUGUGCCUUUGAUCAGAAUUUUUUCCGAUUGCAGGCAAAUACACUACAGGCAUCAAACUAUUAUGUUAUGCAAAAAUUAUUUUGGGGAAAUCAUUCUGAGCUUCUCAGAAAUUAUUUGAAAAUCGUUUUACAGACAACAUAAAGUAACGCCAUCUUUAACAUAUGCGUGACCAUCGUCAGUCGACCAGGCAAAGGUCAUGAAACGUCUCUCGGAAAAAGUCUUGGUAAUAUACACGCACAAAGUUCUAAAUGUUAAAGUACUCACCCUGUUCUUUGUUUCAGGUCUAGUUUUACGGCAAAAUGUAAAAUGUUUCCCGUUGCCAUCUGUUCAAAUUCUAUAUUAAACUCUGUUUGAGACUAUAACCAACACGCAUAAACUUAGGGACUGUUUGAGACAAAAAAAAAAAUUCAUAAAUGAAAAAAAAAUUCACGCAAUAAACCCUAAGAAAUAUUCAUGCAAGGGCCUUUCAUAACGAAACAAAAAAAAUUCCUUCGAAAACUCCCCCCCCCAUAACUUUUCUAAUGGUCCGUCCCUUAGUAAACACGUAGUAAACCCUCACUUCCUUAUCUGUCAACAACUUUUGUCUCAAAAUGCUGCUAGACACCGCAGAAGGAAGCGCCAAUCUGAAGGAUAAAGCGCCCAUGCGAACGUUUUGUGACUCAGUAUGCAAAUUACUGUCAACAGUAAUAUCAGAUUACAGCUGUCAAGAUCCCAGUGCCCGGGGUCUGGAUCCGCUAAAAGCAGGCGAAAAGCAAACGUACAACCUGGUAUAAUAUAAAAUUUGUGAAAAUGAAGAAUUUAAUUGGUAGCCUCAUGCAAUGAAGAUUUUCAUUGCUUCGAGACGUGGGCAUUAUCAAAUCAACAGAUGUCUUAACAAAAAAUUGUGUACAUGUUUUCUUCCCAUCUUCACAGAUGGAACUUCCAGUUGUUGGCUGCACGUGGGCAAUCCUGGCCUGCACGUGCGGUAUUUCAGAGUGCCUUCUUAGGGCCUGUUUACAUGGAGUGGGGGACCCCGGUUUAGUGGGGUAAGUUUCUUUUGUUUUCACGCUCUGGGGGACACAAAACAAAAGAAACUUACCCCACUAGACCGGGGUCCGCCACUCCAUGUAAACAGGGUCUUAGACCCAAAAGACCACCCACUACACAAGAUUUUCAACAGACACACGCUAAAACUAAGCUACUCAUGCAUGCCUAACAUGAAAUCUGUCAUCUCGUCACACAACAAGUACGUUCUUUCAAAUUUCAACUCACCAACGCAACAACCUGACACCUGCAAUUGCAGAAAGAAACCAGAUUGUCCACUCGAAGGAAAAUGCCUCCAAUCAAAUGUAAUCUACCAAGCCACUGUAACUACAGCGACGACAACUGAAACUUACGUCGGACUGGCAACAAACUUUAAGGAACGUUACAGAAACCAUCAGUCCUCCUUUCGACGCUCGAACAGAAGAAAUGAAACGGAACUAUCAAAAUAUAUUUGGACUUUACAAGACUCUAACAAACCUUUCCAGAUAAAAUGGAAAGUUGUAAAGAAAUGUAAAGCCUAUAGCAACAUUAGCAAAAAAUGUAAUCUUUGUCUUUAUGAAAAGUUUAUCAUCAUUUGUAAAAAAGAGCUUUGUAGCCUAAACAGGCGAAACGAACUAGCGAGUUCAUGCCCCCACAGAAACAGAUAUGUACUUCAGAACUCUAGAGUAACGUAACUAAGACACAAUCCAUCUGUUACCUAGAUACUAUCUCUUAACGCAUCCCUAUAUUUACUGCCAGCUUUUAAUUUUAAUUUUAACGGUCAAUCGUUGAAGUUGCCUGAUGAGUGUGGUCCUACAAUUUCGGACCAUACGAAACAGCACUGUCGCAAUAAACGAUCAAUGAUUACUCCUGAAGCCUGAACUCCAGUGAUUAUUAAUAUAUAUAUAUAUAUAUAUCUAGCCGGAUUUAUGAAAACCGUAACAUCGGACACCAGGAGCCCACACACCUUAAACUGACUCAACUAAAGUAAAUAUCGCCAAGAAACUCAGCUCUUACCCGUGGUUCUCUUAAGGUGACUCUCUUCUUGGUUCCUGAUUAGCAAAAGAAACAUUCAAGUCCAUCAAAAAGACACUCUGGACUUGUCCAUACACUCUAGCUGCUUAAAGGCCCUGAAUGACGGAGGACGCUUGAGACUUCAGCAAGUUCUAAGCAGAGAAUUCAAGGUUAAGUCACCCCACCUGACUUCCUCCACCCCCCCCAGCCUAGCACGUGCUUGAGGGGAAUGCUUUCAUUGGCCAAUGGGCCUCAAACGUCACAAGAAUUUCACAUGACAAACUAAAGGCAGACGUGACCAGUGCACUGACUCUCCCAGACCAGGACUAACGGAAGGUACAACGCUUUUGCAGCAGUCUCCCCCCGCUAGGGAUUGACGUGGAGGCCCCUUUCCAACCCAUGGCGAGUUAGCUCAGGGACUGAACUUGACAAUGAGACCAAGCAGGACAGCAAGCCCCCUAUGUUUUCUCUCAGCGCAGUGACCAGAAAGCUGGCUAUGGCCAGCUUUCUGUGCGAAUAUUCUGGUGCAUUUUCAGGUAGGUUUUCAAAAAUUCGGCUAGAUAUAUAUAUUUAACAAUUACUCUUUGAAAUCGAGGUGAAUAGUGGCAAAAUAUUUACCGAGCCGCGAAAGCGGCGAGGUAAAUAUUCCCAAAGCCACUAUUCACCGAGAUUGAGAAGAAUAAUUGUUUUAGUAUAUACACACGAAGUGAUCUCAACAAAAUCAGAAAGGAAACCAUUCAAAAGUAGGAUUUGAUUGACAGAUCAAAUCACGCGUAAGUUUAAAAAUAGAUCUUUGCAGAAUUUUCAAACAUGGCAAUUCACAAGUUUACUCAUUUCGCAAACAACAGCGUAAUGGCUUCAAUGGAAUCGCUAAAAGUUUGAACUGUUUCCUUACCUGAGAAAAAAAGUGGAGCUGUGUUGUUUUCUGUUGACUCGCCAAGUUUAUAGCCAAAAGGGCAUGUUGUGUCGUUCUUCGCAUGAAGUGCUGACAAAAAUGGCGGCUCGGUUGCUCGAGGUAAGAGGUCGUCUUCCUGUAUCAUUCUUUUUCCUGUUUACUUGAAAUGUAGAAUUUCUGCAAACAUUUCCUUUUAAAUUUGUUUGUCAUAAAUAAACUUCGAUUUUUGAGCCAAAAUUUUCUUCUUAGAAAACGCUGAGUUCACGAAACGGCUUCUUCUACGCGAAUACACGGGAGUUGUAAACAAUCCAUCGACCACAAAACUCCUGCUACAGUAAAUUGAAAAACGCCGUAUUGAAUCCUUCCAAGUCUUUUCUUGCCUUAAAAAAAGUCAGCCCUAGGAUUUUGUCGACUUUUAAAAGAUCGUUCUCUAAAAAAAACGGGAAAAACACCGAGCUCACACAGUAUCCACUCGCUAGUAGGUGAUUAUUAAAAACUGAAUCAUUGGAUAAUGCAAUUCUAGCAUUUUGAUUGGCUUAGCCGUUAUGGGAUAUGAGCUAAUAUACCAUGUUCUCCAUAUAUGGUCGGUGUACGCGUCAGUUUAAAAUUGGAAGCUAGCUGAGAUGAGAUUUUUUUUCGCGAAGGAUAGAACGGCGCCCGAAGCAAAUCGUUGUAAUUCAUUUCUUAGAAUACUAGAAAUGCAAUUUCAACGAAAGAAAAAAGACAAAAACAAACAAAAAAGCCACAAGAGCUUGUUUGAAAGUUUGUCGAAAAACACAUGAAAACACAUGGAACUAAGGUACCUUGACCAGCUACGAAAGAAGACAAGUGUUGUUUCUUCAUGAUCCCGAAGCCAUUCGCCGAUCGAGUCACUCGCCGAUAGAUAACUGCAGCUUGUUUAUCCGACAUCAAGAAUAUAAAUCACAAGUAACCAGCUACAAAUACAGGCUAUGCAGCCAUUCACUAGAGCAAUCGAGGCGGCAGUAUAGCUUCUUUUCUCGUUCAGCAAAACCAGCUUGUGGCUUCAAACAACUUCAUAACAAGCGACCGAGGUAAUACCGGUAGUUUUUCUCCGUUGUUCUUACUUUUAUAACUGCAUCGAAAAUCCAAAUUCAUAGUAAUUUCGACGGCUGUCACUUAAAAAUUCCUUUCCUUCACAUUAUCUGCCAGGUUUUUUAAGCUGUUCUGCUGUGUAAAAUCCUAGAAUCACGAUGAGUUUUUAAAAAACUAAUGUUCAUCUCACAAUGUUUUGAUUUUUCAUUCAUGCAGUCCAGGCGAGUCCGUUCGCGCGUUGACAGUUUUGAUAGACGUGUGACAUGUCAAUAGCGGAAGUCCCUUGUCUUUUCCGGUUUGUUCAAGUCGGGGCGAUUCAACGAGAUUUUGUGGGCGUUUUUAAUAAAACAAUUAUUCCACUCGGGCUUGUUGGAUAUGACAUGAUUAUAGCCAACUCGGCGCUAUGCGCCUCGUUGGCUAUCUAUCAUCUUAUAUCCAACGCGCCCUCGUGGAAUAAUUGUUAAAUAGUCCGAGAUAGCGAACCAAUCAGAUUGCUUAAAUCACCAAGAUCACUGAGUGUGUAUAUACUAAUUAACAAUUAUUCUUUGAAAUCGAGGUGAAUAGUGGCAAAAUAUUUACCGAGCCGCGAAAGCGGCGAGGUAAAUAUUCCCAAAGCCACUAUUCACCGAGAUUGAGAAGAAUAAUUGUUUUAGUAUAUACACACGAAGUGAUCUCAACAAAAUCAGAAAGGAAACCAUUCAAAAGUAGGAUUUGAUUGACAGAUCAAAUCACGCGUAAGUUUAAAAAUAGAUCUUUGCAGAAUUUUCAAACAUGGCAAUUCACAAGUUUACUCAUUUCGCAAACAACAGCGUAAUGGCUUCAAUGGAAUCGCUAAAAGUUUGAACUGUUUCCUUACCUGAGAAAAAAAAAGUAGAGCUGUGUUGUUUUCUGUUGACUCGCCAAGUUUAUAGCCAAAAGGGCAUGUUGUGUCGUUCUUCGCAUGAAGUGCUGACAAAAAUGGCGGCUCGGUUGCUCGAGGUAAGAGGUCGUCUUCCUGUAUCAUUCUUUUUCCUGUUUACUUGAAAUGUAGAAUUUCUGCAAACAUUUCCUUUUAAAUUUGUUUGUCAUAAAUAAACUUCGAUUUUUGAGCCAAAAUUUUCUUCUUAGAAAACGCUGAGUUCACGAAACGGCUUCUUCUACGCGAAUACACGGGAGUUGUAAACAAUCCAUCGACCACAAAACUCCUGCUACAGUAAAUUGAAAAACGCCGACUGCGAUGCAUUGUGGAUUCAAAAUUUUCAAGAUGGCGGCGAAGGUCGAGAAAUUUCGCAGGUUAUAUGCUUUAUUUUUCAACAGAUACAGUUCUUUCCUUAGAUAGUUUUUCCCGAUUUCACAAGCUAAUAUUUGUUUAGAUUUUUUCUGUGAAGAAAAACAAAUCAAUAUUUUUCAUUUCAAUCUAAAACGUGGAGCCCGAAGAUUCCUCCUCUAAGAGCAUGAAAUUUGAACCCGGUUUUUAAGAGGGUAUAAUUUCCAUUAUAUUGCCCGUCGAAAGUAGAAGACAGUUGUAAGUGUUUCUACAAACCUUGUUCUACGCUAAUUUUUUAUCGCUCCCCAACGCGCCCCACGUUUUGUGAUACUUUUUCCGAAUUGAAACCGGCAUGUUUUCAUGGGAAAAUGUAGCCUCGCGAAGACCAAUGUGACAUGUUACUGGAAGUGUUACUGUUGUAAUCACAAGCUGAUCACAAAAUAGCGGGGCAGCAGCGACUGGUUCCUCCAAAUAAUAGCAUUAGGUGAGCAUAAAAUGUUCGAAACUGGUAUAUAAAUAGGCUGAUGAGUACUCUGAUGUAGGAAUGUCUGUUUUUGUAGUAGGACUAAAAAAGCAUAAUAAAAUUGCAGUCAUACAUGUGACUCUCUUUAUGCAGGUAUAAAAUCAGUAGGAUUCGAGUUACAGGUAUUUAAUUAAAAGAUAAGUUUGAUUAUACAGUGAAGCCCUGUGCAUUUUGAAACCAACAAUCUACUUCCAAGAUUGGUGUGUGUUGUUGUGUGGAUGUUAUGACUUUGUCAGUUUCUUGCCUUAGUCCCUGUUUUAUUCAGUGGUGAUUAGCCUCCAUAGCAGGCAUUUAAAAGGAAAGGGAGAGGGGUUUUGGGCGCAAGAGAAAUGCGAAGAGUGCACGAGGAAGGAGGGAGUGAUUUCAACAUUCACCUGGUUGAUGUUGAUUAUGCAAAAAACAAUUAGUCUCCUGUAUGGCAGGCAUUUCCCUCCCUCCUUCCCUCACAUUUCUCUUGCACCAAGACCCACUUUCCCUUUUCUUUGAAAUGCCUGCCACACAGGCUAAGUGAUGUCAUUCAAUCUGUUUACCCAUUUACACUGUUUAGUAUAUAUCAAACAAUUUGCAUAUUUUGGUGGCUUUAGUUAAAAUAUAAAUUGCUUGAUCAUUGAGUGUGCUUUUGAUAUUGGAAAACCAAGGCUGAAAAAAUGGUGACAGGGAAAGGAAAUAGAAAAAGUGGAACAAUGGGGCAGUAAAAUCAUGAGACUAAGAACCUGAAUUAACUAAGUAAGCCUAAACAGAUUCUUAUAUAAAUAGUAGUUAGCACAAGUUUAGGCUAUUUAGGUUUUUAAAAUUUCCGAAGUAAAAAUGUAGCUAAGAGUAUUAUAUGAGGAAUAAGGUGAAUAAGGUGAAACACAAAUUUUGUGUUUCACCUUAUUCCUCAUAUAAAGUCUGCAUAUCAAAUUAGAAGUUAUGUGAGAAUGGACAUAAAAAGAGGAAUGUAUUUAAAUUUAAACAUUGGCAUUUACAUUGCAGUUGGAGUGAUAAGACAGCUUUGUCUCCAAAGAAGAUUCUAAAUGUUGAUUUAUCUCUGCUUAAGUGUACAGAAUUUUUUCAUAGAUUUCAAAAAUAAGAACGGUCACCUGUUUCAAAUUUUAGGCUAAACAGGUUUUUAUAUAGAGGGGGCUCAUCUGGCAUAAUUUUAUUUUAGCUGAACAGGUUCUUGAAAUUCAGGUUCUAAGUCAGGGGGUUUUACUGUACCACUAGGAUCCACCUCUGCAAUAACUGGUAACCUAAAAGCCCUAGGCCUCUUUACGGACAACCGCUUCAUACAGACACCUGAUCAAGGCUGUGCUCUAGCAGAGCCCUGUGGCCCCUGGCACCUAACUUUUGCUUUUGGGUGACUAGAAAAUCUCAGACUUUUCAUACAAAUCAUAUGCUGGACAGCCUAGAUUUUACAGGUUCAGAGAACUAGGCUCCUUUCAAUGUUCCUUAGAACACAGCCUUGCUCAUCAUUACAGAUAGCUUGCUUUGUUCCCUGGAAAAAAGCCCUUAAAUUUUCUCUAAAUUAAGAUGGUUAAUUUCUACAGUCCCCUCAGUGUCUGUAUAACAGAGUUGACUGUGAGUAUGAUGAGACCUAUGACACCAUAUUUAAAUUAUAAAACUGGGGUGAGGAGAAAGGAAAGGGGUCUCAAGCUAUGUUGCCCCAGCCCUGAUUACAGGAGAUUUGUAAACAUGUACGAAUUUCACAUUUUGAAGAGUUUUUAUAAUCCAAAAAAAUAUGUGAUAACAUGUGUUUGUACAUACUGACACAAUCAUUAAACUAAUAUUGGCUGCAGCUUUUAAAAUCUAUUGACUGCAUCAGGCUUUGUAAUCACAAAUAUGCCAUUUUCAGUUUCAAUCCAGUUAUAAGACAUUUUAUGACUCAUACCAAUAGAAAAAUAUGGCAAAUAAAGAUGCUCAAUAUUAUAUUAUCAAAAAGAGGACACAAGUUCACUGUACACAAAUACUCUCUCCUUUAUUUACUUGUCUUCAUGUAAUGAUAAAUGCAGAUGUUAAGCAAAACGAAAUGCAGACUUGAUGCCAACAGAGAAACAAGUCCUCGAAACGAUGACCCCCUCAACUUCGAUUCUCUUAUUACAGCUAGCAAGUGAACAUCUUGCAAUGCUGAAUGACAAAACAAAGCUCACUGUGUUUAAAUACCGUUGCCGGGUAUUCUGAAGAAGCUCCUAGUAUUUUAUGAGUAUAUCAUAGCUAUGCACAUCAGUACCUCUUAGCACUAGUUGCACUGAUUUCACGGUGAAUUCAAAAAUUUUCGGCGAACCGCGGGUCUUACCUCCAGUGCUUUUAAUGAUUGAAGUAUUGAACAAAGCGUUUCUGUGCCGACUUUUCUCGGUCAGUUGCAAACAAGAUGCAAGUGAUUACGAACAAAAUACACCAGAAUAAUAAUAAUAAUAAUAAUAAUAACUUUAUUUGAGUCUCAAAUCAUUCUAGCCGAGCACGAGUGCUGUACUAAUUGGGGAGACUGUAAAUCAAAUAAAUCAAAUCAAAUCAAAUCAAAUGUUGGUUUUUGAGGAGAGGGGAAAACCGGAGUUCCCGGAGAAAAACCUCUCGGAGCAGAGUAGAGAACCAACAAACUCAGCCCACAUAUGACGCCGGGUCCGGGAAUCGAACCCGGGACACAUUGGUGGAAGGCGAGCGCUCUCACCACUACACCAACCCUGCUCCCUCUCUACACUUAUCAACGGAAUGAGACUGUUUUUUCCCUGCGAAUUGGACAGACUUUCUUUUUCAAGGGCUUCCGGAGGACAUUCAAAGCAAAAUCGUAUAUAUCUACAGCGUAAUUAACGAAUAUUCACUCCGCAGUCGAGAUGUUCACUCCACGCCAUCUUGACACAAAUGAUCAGAUUUUGAAUACCGCCCAUGAUGCUUAGCGAUAGUAGUGCGCACACCGCCUGAAGUGAACGGAUCCACGAGCAAGCAACUUCGCUUUGUUGACAGUUAAACUACCGAGCUUUGUUUUAUAGACGGCUUUUUUAAGGUCCAGGGUUCUCAAAAUUUUUAACAAACAUGAGAUGUUAACUUGAAAACAUUAGAGAAAACAGAGGGAUGAAGAAAUUACCAGAAAGCUGUCACGCACCUCCAAUGCACACAUUCCAGCGGACUUCACGACUACGGUAAGAUAGGUGAUAAGGCGGCAAAAUGAAACAACUUGGAGCUUGAAGUACAACGGAUACAGGUUAAGGUGAGCUUUUUUAAAAAGUUGUUCUAUAUAUCAAGGCUACCACCGUUGUAAAAGGAAACGUAAAGUCAAAUUGUUGGUGGUUGUUGUGUGACUCGUGUGUUGGAUGCCGUUAUUUUAUGUUGUCUGUAACACGAAUUUCAAAUUAUUUCUGAGAAGCUCAAAAUGAUUUCCCCAAAAUAAUUUUAACAUAACAUAAUAGUUUGAUGCUUGUAGUUUUUUCCCCUUCAAUCUUGAAAAAUUCUAAUCAAAGGCACAUGACGAAAAUCGUCGCUUUUUUCAACUACCUUCCGUGGUUGAACAACAGGUAGACAUACGCUUUAGCUUUUUUUUAACUACUGAGACUGUUGCAAUGCUAAAAAUAUUAUAUAUUUUGGUCAAUGACUAGUUAUACUUACAAUUUUAGCAACAAGCUUUUUUUCUAGCGCGGUUGUUUUGAAAUGCAAGUCGAGCGAAUCAUGAUGAAUUUCAACCCUGUUUUCGGCUUGCGAAAUCGACCGCGGGGCGAAAGAUCAAAACAAGGUGAUAUCCUGCGUGUCCUAAGGCAGCUGAAAGACUUUUUUUCCACAAUGAAAUAUACUUACAUCCUCUUACUUGAGACAUAAAAAAAAAAACACAGGGACAUUUCCAGGAGAUCUCCAUCAGUUUCCAACUUGAACCAAAAGUCACUUGACAAGAUGAACCAAUCAAACAUUGUUUGCCCGGCCUAUUGACGAUUAGUAAUUCCAUCAGGUCGUGUUUCUUUCGGAGGCAAGGUUAAUUCAAGCUAUUUCCAAUCCACUCUUAAAAUCAGGCUGUUAAAUGUCCCCAAGGUCCAUGACCAAUAACGAAAAUUCUCCAACUUCAGACGAAGAGCAGUUUGCAACUUCAUGGUCUGUUUAUCCACUGCAUUAAAGAAAAGGAACGUACUAUAAGUAGACUAACUCGCGAAGUUGAAUGUGGGAAAAAGCGUCCAGUGGGUCUCAAAGUGUGGAGAAGUUGAUCCUGAGUAAUGACAAAUGUCUAAUCAUAAAUUUCGCUUGUUUCUUCGCACACGUUCUUUUUCCCCCUUUUUUUUUUACGUGAAUGCAUUCUUUUCCAAAUGUCCUUAUUUUGAGUCAAGAAUUUUAUAAAAGUAAGAAGAAAAAAAACUGUGCUGAGCAGCAAAACCCUCCCCGGGUCUAGCCUGCGAGCAAGGUCUCUCACUGCCCCACCCCACCCCACCCCCCCCCCAAUCCCGGCAGCAAGAGACCUUGCUCGCAGGCUAGACCGCCCCUCCCUUUCCCCCUCCCUUCCCUUCCCUUCCCUUCCCUUCCCCCUCCCAUCCCACCGCCCUCUACCUAUCUACCUAUCUACCUACCCCCCUCUACCUAUCUAUCUAUUUAUCUAUCUAUCUAUCUAUCUAUCUAUCUACCUACCCCUCUAGCUAUCUACUUACCCCCCUCCCGCCUGCCCCCCUCUCCCUGCCCUCUCCCCGGCCCGCCCCCGGGCCGGUGUACCAACUCCCGCUUCCCGUACCCUUCCCAAGGCCUUUUUUCUUCCCUCUCCUCGCCCCAAGCCCUCCCAGAUCCAAGCCGCGAUUUUUUUCUUUUUUUUCCUUUUUCAUGCUAAUCAGGCGGGAUUCGAACCCGUCACCUCUUUGUUUUCCAAUUCAUUACCGAUUCAAUGCUUAUGCUAAUUGCGCUAUCCCGGCUCGGUUACAAAUUCAAUGGUUUUUUUGUAUGUUAUUCAUAUGCAAAUCAAAUUCUUGCCCCUGAUUGGCUGUUGAAAAUAAUGACAUCAUGAACCUUCGGCCCAGAGGUCCCUGAGGUCCCACAGGUCCAAGAACCAAAACAAACCAAAGUUAACCAAACAUAAUGGAAACUGUAACCUUCUCGGCUUUGCAAAAGCUUCCUUUUAAUCACGAUUCUUGUAUCUUUCUGACCGCUUUUACAUUUAAAAAAGCACUUAGCGCUUUGACGUUUUUUCCGACGGGCAAUUUUGAUUUUAGCUGAAGUUUUGUAUAAUAUUGAAAUACUUGAAAUGUCCGUCGGUGCGUUUGCUUUCAGUCGGUGAUCACAAGAAACACUUUUUGUACGGUGAACAGUGAUCAACAUCAAUUUACAUUCUCGCUAUAUAUCCUACCACUGAACAGUAUCAAUCAUAAACUGCUGAAAAAAGAGGAAACUGCUCAGCAGCGAAAAACAUUGUGAUUUCUAGUCAAAUUCUCCUCGUUAGCGCCAGAUGAACGGUAAAGGAAUGAGUAUGGAGAAUGUGCAUGUUAAUCUCACGCCAUUUACAAGUGUUCCUGUAACAAGCAAAAUUGAUCUUAUAAAUGAAAAACGCGAAGAUUAUGUCAAUUUUAAUAGAUUUGGAGCCAGCAAUGUGACCCUUCAAAAACAAGAAAAAGCGUUCUUCUCUAACUAGGCAACUACAGUACCCUAGUCUGAAUCUGGUACCCUUAUAACUGCAAUAGCAAAUCUGCAAGUAGCACUGUAAAUCAUACUAAAAUGCUACCGAUGCGACUGAAAACUUGUCAUAGAAUCGUGAAAUCAGCCUGAAAGAUCAAAACAAGGUGAUAUCCUGCGUGUCCUAAGGCAGCUGAAAGACUUUUUUUCCACAAUGAAAUAUACUUACAUCCUCUUACUUGAGACAUAAAAAAAAAACACAGGGACAUUUGCAGGAGAUCUCCAUCAGUUUCCAACUUGAACCAAAAGUCACUUGACAAGAUGAACCAAACAAACAUUGUUUGCCCGGCCUAUUGACGAUUAGUAAUUCCAUCAGGUCGUGUUUCUUUCGCAGGCAAGGUUAAUUCAAGCUAUUUCCAAUCCACUCUUAAAAUCAGGCUGUUAAAUGUCCCCAAGGUCGAUGACCAAUAACGAAAAUUCUCCAACUUCAGACGAAGAGUAGUUUGCAACUUCAUGGUCUGUUUAUCCACUACAUUAAAGAAAAGGAACGUACUAUAAGUAGACUAACUCGCGAAGUUGAAUGUGGGAAAAAGCGUCCAGUGGGUCUCAAAGUGUGGAGAAGUUGAUCCUGAGUAAUGACAAAUGUCUAAUCAUAAAUUUCGCUUGUUUCUUCGCACACGUCCCUUUUUCCCCUUUUUUUUUUUACGUGAAUGCAUUCUUUUCCAAAUGUCCUUAUUUUGAGUCAAGAAUUUUAUAAAAGUAAGAAGAAAAAAAACUGUGCUGAGCAGCAAAACCCUCCCCGGGUCUAGCCUGCGAGCAAGGUCCCUCACUGCCCCACCCCACCCAACCCUCCCCCCAAUCCCGGCAGCAAGAGACCUUGCUCGCAGGCUAGACCGCCCCUCCCUUUCCCCCUCCCUUCCCUUCCCUUCCCCCUCCCAUCCCUCCGCCCUCUACCUAUCUACCUAUCUACCUACCCCCCUAUCUAUCUAUCUAUCUAUCUAUCUAUCUAUCUAUCUAUCUAUCUAUCUAUCUAUCUAUCUAUAUACCCCUCUGGCUAUCUACUUACCCUCCUCCCGCCUGCCCCCCUCUCCCUGCCCUCUCCCCGGUCCGCCCCCGGCCGGUGUACCAACUCCCGCUUCCCGUACCCUUCCCAAGGCCUUUUUUCUUCCCUCUCCUCGCCCCAAGCCCUCCCAGAUCCAAGCCGCGAUUUUUUUCUUUUUUUUCCUUUUUCAUGCUAAUCAGGCGGGAUUCGAACCCGUCACCUCUUUGUUUGCCAAUUCAUUACCGAUUCAAUGCUUAUGCUAAUUGCGCUAUCCCGGCUCGGUUACAAAUUCAAUGGUUUUUUUGUAUGUUAUUCAUAUGCAAAUCAAAUUCUUGCCCCUGAUUGGCUGUUGAAAAUAAUGACAUCAUGAACCUUCGGCCCAGAGGUCCCUGAGGUCCCACAGGUCCAAGAACCAAAACAAACCAAAGUUAACCAAACAUAAUGGAAACUGUAACCUUCUCGGCUUUGCAAAAGCUUCCUUUUAAUCACGAUUCUUGUAUCUUUCUGACCGCUUUUACAUUUAAAAAAGCACUUAGCGCUUUGACGUUUUUUCCGACGGGCAAUUUUGAUUUUAGCUGAAGUUUUGUAUAAUAUUGAAAUACUUGAAAUGUCCGUCGGUGCGUUUGCUUUCAGUCGGUGAUCACAAGAAACACUUUUUGUACGGUGAACAGUGAUCAACAUCAAUUUACAUUCUUGCUAUAUAUCCUACCACUGAACAGUAUCAAUCAUAAACUGCUGAAAAAAGAGGAAACUGCUCAGCAGCGAAAAACAUUGUGAUUUCUAGUCAAAUUCUCCUCGUUAGCGCCAGAUGAACGGUAAAGGAAUGAGUAUGGAGAAUGUGCAUGUUAAUCUCACGCCAUUUACAAGUGUUCCUGUAACAAGCAAAAUUGAUCUUAUAAAUGAAAAACGCGAAGAUUAUGUCAAUUUUAAUAGAUUUGGAGCCAGCAAUGUGACCCUUCAAAAACAAGAAAAAGCGUUCUUCUCUAACUAGGCAACUACAGUACCCUAGUCUGAAUCUGGUACCCUUAUAACUGCAAUAGCAAAUCUGCAAGUAGCACUGUAAAUCAUACUAAAAUGCUACCGAUGCGACCGAAAACUUGUCAUAGAAUCGUGAAAUUAGCCCGAAAGAUCAAAACAAGGUGAUAUCCUGCGUGUCCUAAGGCAGCUGAAAGACUUUUUUUCCACAAUGAAAUAUACUUACAUCCUCUUACUUGAGACAUAAAAACACAGGGACAUUUUCAGGAGAUCUCCAUCGGUUUCCAACUUGAACCAAAAGUCACUUGACAAGAUGAACCAAUCAAACAUUGUUUGCCCGGCCUAUUGACGAUUAGUAAUUCCAUCAGGUCGUGUUUCUUUCGCAGGCAAGGUUAAUUCAAGCUAUUUCCAAUCCACUCUUAAAAUCAGGCUGUUAAAUGUCCCCAAGGUCCAUGACCAAUAACGAAAAUUCUCCAACUUCAGACGAAGAGCAGUUUGCAACUUCAUGGUCUGUUUAUCCACUGCAUUAAAGAAAAGGAACGUACUAUAAGUAGACUAACUCGCGAAGUUGAAUGUGGGAAAAAGCAUCCAGUGGGUCUCAAAGUGUGGAGAAGUUGAUCCUGAGUAAUGACAAAUGUCUAAUCAUAAAUUUCGCUUGUUUCUUCGCACACGUCCUUUUCUCCCCUUUUUUAUUACGUGAAUGCAUUUUUUUCCAAAUGUCCUUAUUUUGAGUCAAGAAUUUUAUAAAAGUAAAAAGAAAAAAAACUGUGCUGAGCAGCAAAACCCUCCCCGGGUCUAGCCUGCGAGCAAGGUCUCUCACUGCCCCACCCCACCCAACCCUCCCCCCAAUCCCGGCAGCAAGAGACCUUGCUCGCAGGCUAGACCGCCCCUCCCUUUCCCCCUCCCUUCCCUUCCCUUCCCUUCCCUUCCCCCUCCCAUCCCUCCGCCCUCUACCUAUCUACCUAUCUACAUACCCCCCUCUACCUAUCUAUCUACUUAUCUAUCUAUCUAUCUACCUACCCCUCUACCUAUCUACCUACCCCCCUCUACCUAUCUAUCUAUUUAUCUAUCUAUCUAUCUAUCUAUCUACCUACCCCUCUAGCUAUCUACUUACCCCCCUCCCGCCUGCCCCCCUCUCCCUGCCCUCUCCCCGGCCCGCCCCCGGGCCGGUGUACCAACUCCCGCUUCCCGUACCCUUCCCAAGGCCUUUUUGCUUCCCUCUCCUCGCCCCAAGCCCUCCCAGAUCCAAGCCGCGAUUUUUUUCUUUUUUUUCCUUUUUCAUGCUAAUCAGGCGGGAUUCGAACCCGUCACCUCUUUGUUUGCCAAUUCAUUACCGAUUCAAUUCUUAUGCUAAUUGCGCUAUCCCGGCUCGGUUACAAAUUCAAUGGUUUUUUUGUAUGUUAUUCAUAUGCAAAUCAAAUUCUUGCCCCUGAUUGGCUGUUGAAAAUAAUGACAUCAUGAACCUUCGGCCCAGAGGUCCCUGAGGUCCCACAGGUCCAAGAACCAAAACAAACCAAAGUUAACCAAACAUAAUGGAAACUGUAACCUUCUCGGCUUUGCAAAAGCUUCCUUUUAAUCACGAUUCUUGUAUCUUUCUGACCGCUUUUACAUUUAAAAAAGCACUUUGCGCUUUGACGUUUUUUCCGACGGGCAAUUUUGAUUUUAGCUGAAGUUUUGUAUAAUAUUGAAAUACUUGAAAUGUCCGUCGGUGCGUUUGCUUUCAGUCGGUGAUCACAAGAAACACUUUUUGUACGGUGAACAGUGAUCAAAGGCAGCGAAAAACAUUGUGAUUUCUAGUCAAAUUCUCCUCGUUAGCGCCAGAUGAACGGUAAAGGAAUGAGUAUGGAGAAUGUGCAUGUUAAUCUCACGCCAUUUACAAGUUUUCCUGUAACAAGCAAAAUUGAUCUUAUAAAUGAAAAACGCGAAGAUUAUGUCAAUUUUAAUAGAUUUGGAGCCAGCAAUGUGACCCUUCAAAAACAAGAAAAAGCGUUCUUCUCUAACUAGGCAACUACAGUACCCUAGUCUGAAUCUGGUACCCUUAUAACUGCAACAGCAAAUCUGCAAGUAGCACUGUAAAUCAUACUAAAAUGCUACCGAUGCGACCGAAAACUUGUGAUAGAAUUGUGAAAUCAGCCUGAAAGAUCAAAACAAGGUGAUAUCCUGCGUGUCCUAAGGCAGCUGAAAGACUUUUUUUCCACAAUGAAAUAUACUUACAUCCUCUUACUUGAGACAUAAAAACACAGGGACAUUUUCAGGAGAUCUCCAUCGGUUUCCAACUUGAACCAAAAGUCACUUGACAAGAUGAACCAAUCAAACAUUGUUUGCCCGGCCUAUUGACGAUUAGUAAUUCCAUCAGGUCGUGUUUCUUUCGCAGGCAAGGUUAAUUCAAGCUAUUUCCAAUCCACUCUUAAAAUCAGGCUGUUAAAUGUCCCCAAGGUCCAUGACCAAUAACGAAAAUUCUCCAACUUCAGACGAAGAGCAGUUUGCAACUUCAUGGUCUGUUUAUCCACUGCAUUAAAGAAAAGGAACGUACUAUAAGUAGACUAACUCGCGAAGUUGAAUGUGGGAAAAAGCGUCCAGUGGGUCUCAAAGUGUGGAGAAGUUGAUCCUGAGUAAUGACAAAUGUCUAAUCAUAAAUUUCGCUUGUUUCUUCGCACACGUCCUUUUUUCCCUUUUUUUUUUUACGUGAAUGCAUUCUUUUCCAAAUGUCCUUAUUUUGAAUCAAGAAUUUUAUAAAAGUAAGAAGAAAAAAAACUGUGCUGAGCAGCAAAGCCCUCCCCGGGUCUAGUCGGCGAGCAAGGUCUCUCACUGCCCCACCCCACCCAACCCUCCCCCCAAUCCCGGCAGCAAGAGACCCUGCUCGCAGGCUAGACCGCCCCUCCCUUUCCCCCUCCCUUCCCUUCCCCCCUCCCUUCUCUUCCCUUCCCUUCCCUUCCCCCUCCCAUCCCUCCGCCCUCUACCUAUCUACCUAUCUACCUACCCCCCUCUACCUAUCUAUCUAUUUAUCUAUCUAUCUAUCUAUCUAUCUACCUACCCCUCUAGCUAUCUACUUACCCCCCUCCCGCCUGCCCCCCUCUCCCCGCCCUCUCCCCGGCCCCCCCCCCGGCCGGUGUACCAACUCCCGCUUCCCGUACCCUUCCCAAGGCCUUUUUUCUUCCCUCUCCUCGCCCCAAGCCCUCCCCGAUCCCAGCCGCGAUUUUUUUCUUUUUUUUCCUUUUUCAUGCUAAUCAGGCGGGAUUCGAACCCGUCACCUCUUUGUUUGCCAAUUCAUUACCGAUUCAAUGCUUAUGCUAAUUGCGCUAUCCCGGCUCGGUUACAAAUUCAAUGGUUUUUUUGUAUGUUAUUCAUAUGCAAAUCAAAUUCUUGCCCCUGAUUGGCUGUUGAAAAUAAUGACAUCAUGAACCUUCGGCCCAGAGGUCCCUGAGGUCCCACAGGUCCAAGAACCAAAACAAACCAAAGUUAACCAAACAUAAUGGAAACUGUAACCUUCUCGGCUUUGCAAAAGCUUCCUUUUAAUCACGAUUCUUGUAUCUUUCUGACCGCUUUUACAUUUAAAAAAGCACUUAGCGCUUUGACGUUUUUUCCGACGGGCAAUUUUGAUUUUAGCUGAAGUUUUGUAUAAUAUUGAAAUAUUUGAAAUCGUCGGUGCGUUUGCUUUCAGUCGGUGAUCACAAGAAACACUUUUUGUACGGUGAACAGUGAUCAACAUCAAUUUACAUUCUCGCUAUAUAUCCUACCACUGAACAGUAUCAAUCAUAAACUGCUGAAAAAAGAGGAAACUGCUCAGCAGCGAAAAACAUUGUGAUUUCUGGUCAAAUUCUCCUCGUUAGCGCCAGAUGAACAGUAAAGGAAUGAGUAUGGAGAAUGUGCAUGUUAAUCUCACGCCAUUUACAAGUGUUCCUGUAACAAGCAAAAUUGAUCUUAUAAAUGAAAAACGCGAAGAUUAUGUCAAUUUUAAUAGAUUUGGAGCCAGCAAUGUGACCCUUCAAAAACAAGAAAAAGCGUUCUUCUCUAACUAGGCAACUACAGUACCCUAUUCUGAAUCUGGUACCCUUAUAACUGCAAUAGCAAAUCUGCAAGUAGCACUGUAAAUCAUACUAAAAUGCUACCGAUGCGACCGAAAACUUGUCAUAGAAUCGUGAAAUUAGCCUUGAAAUGGUUUUCUUGUUUUUCUCGGAAACGAACAGAUCUUUCGAAGAAAAAACUACAUGGCGUUUGUACACUUACUAAAGUCUAUCAGUAUGCCAAAGAAGAGCGAUUUUUAUUUUUUGAGCCUUGCCGCACUUUGGUCGAUAUUUGCAUGGAGUUGCUCUUAAAACAGUAAACUGAUCCUUACGGCUGGAAGAGUGAUAGAAAAAAUAAAGAAAACAAAAACAAAGUAGUGAAUUAUAUUUGGCCGAUAUUUCGGUUUACAGUACAAACCUUCAACGGGGGCUAUAAAAGGAAAAUGAAUACAGAUAAAAGAUGAACGUUAUAUGAGGCCACCGAGAUUCGAGAUGACAGACGCCUUUUAUUACCAAUACAAGGCCGGUUAAUGGCAAUUAAAAUUAUCACAAAUCAUGUUGCGUUCACGACCAGGGGCACUUGCAAAGUUGGAAGAGCAAAAUUGUGAAGUCGAGGACGUAGCUAGCAAAGCUACAACAGGGCAAUAUUAGGCCCUUCGUAGGCUAUCACAAGAAGGAGUGAAUGCACCCAGUUACAGGUCCUCAUAGUUGAAGAACCGUUUGAGUAAGUCUUUUGGGAACAGAAUCUCUUAACAUCAACCUCUGGAUCGACCCCUAUGACAGUCUACAAUUCCCACGUUACUACUGGAGACGUCGUAAUUGCCAUAAGUUACUUGACACUUAAUCAAGUUGCCCCCAAAAAUCAAAACUUACUGUCAGUUUCAAAAGUUACCAGAAAAUUACUCCAAAUGGUAAAAGUUGCCAUAAAGUUGCCGAGGACCUUGUGGUUAAGGCUAGCCCCAGUCCAUUUCACAUUGGUGUGCACGAUGGUAUCGCGACUAAUCCCGAUACUGGUGCAUAUGCGAGAUCAAUCGACUUCGGAUGAAUGUUGUGCCGGCAACCCAUUGAAGAAAAUCUUUUCACAUCGGGGAGUGGUCACAGCCGGGUGAUCCCAACAUGAAGAGGUCUCAACAUUAAACUGUAGCAAGGUGUUCUUUGUGAAAGUUCCAUAGGCUGUUGCCAAGUUAUCGACGCAAGCCCUACUGAGAUCGAUCCCUACAGUGUACAUUCUUCUUCGUGAGAAAUCCUUGCAAAGUGCUGAUCAGCUUGGCCAGGAAAAUGAAAUUAUUGCCUUAGAACAAGCAAAGUACACUAAAGCUCUUGAAGUCAUCUGGCAAAAAGACGAAACGUUCCAGUGCCUCGUUGUUAGGAUGGGCUCUUUUCACAUAAUUUUCUCAGGUCUUUCCUGGUGGCUAUCGGUAAGCGCUUUGAAGAUGUAGGUCUUGGUGUCCUCGUUACGGAAAGUGGAAUUGUUGGAUCAGGUUCUGUCUCACCGAUGCUAGAGGGCCGCUUCCAUACAAUCGCAUAUUAAAGGAAGGAAGGGCUGCCAUUAUAAGAACAGACAGAAAUCUGUUUGCUAGAUUUCUCGUUCUUGGCCAAAGCAGACAAGUGGAUCUAGUCAGUCGCUGGCCCACGAGCUAGGCCCGCUUCAAAAGUCGCUGGGGCUGUUUGAUUGCGCGCUUGUGAAAGCCAGCAAAGCGGCUCUACCUAAACUUCGAGAGGAUGGGGUAGAGGGUCUGCAGCGCUUGCUAGCCCAAAUCAUAGCAGUCAUCAUCGACCCGAUGGACAUGCUUCAAACGGUGAGGAAGACAUCAGAGAGAUUCAUAAAAUUGUCAGAAAUGAUUUUCAAGAGAAUACUAAUGCAAGCAGGAGAAGCAAGAGGUGUUGACUUCGGUGGUGAUCAUUACCUAGACAUCUCGAUUGAGAACAUAGAAGGGGAAGGAAGAAGCAAUUCCGGUCAACUAGGCGUCGCCAUUGCUACCUUCUAACAAUUCUGUCUACGCCAAGAAAAGAAGUACUCGUCAUGCGGGAGCGAUAGAGUGCGUCUUCUAAUGCGCCUUUAAAGCGAAUGUUUGAAGGAAGAAUAUGCUAAAAGAAUCGACAGUCGUUUAAUGCAUAUUUUACCCAUGGCAACCACUGCAUCAAGCUUGUCGUCACAGAUAGACCUAUGACAACAACUGCAGAAAAGGAACUGUAUACCUGCCAACAGGAAGCUGAUACAAGGAUGUUCCUUCAUGAGUCACACGCAUCUUUACAUGAACAUCAAACACACAUGCAUGUUUAAGAGUUGAUAUGUCACCACCAGUCAGCCACUCCUGCAGAACUGACCUUGAUAGGUGCAGCAAGAAAAAGAUAACGCUUUAUAAGCGUUUCCCGACUGUGCGAGGAACUGGGUCCCAGGGUAUGCCUAGUCCUCCCUAGUUUGUACGCGCUAACAGGCUGUGACGCUCUGAGCUCAUUUGCAGGUAAAGGCAUGAAAAGGGCGUUUGAAAUGGUCAGAUGCGAAAGCCAGUUUAUGAGCGAAAGUGUGGGCGUUCUUGGAGAGAGUCUUCCCCUGAGAGAGCAGAGCAUAACCAAAUUGGAAGAAGUAGUUUGCAGAUUAUACAACGAUGAUCAGUGCAAGCUGGUGCAGUUUCACCAAUAAGUGCUGCCCUCCGAUACCACUUUAAACGAGCCUAACUACCAAGCGUUUCUCCGGAAGAAAGCCUUGCAGCUAAGAAUUGACCAAGAACCGGUAAAACAUGGAUUUUGACUGAAGGAAGGACGCCUUGAGAUCGUUUGGACAGACCUGUCGCCAGCUCCACAGGCCAAGAUGGAAUUAGUUUGCUGUGGGUGCUGCGUUACUUGCCAAUCGAGGCGAUGCCUAUGUGUUGGUAAUUUCCUGCCUUCGAUAAAAGCUUGUACUUGUUCUGAUGAGUGCAUGAACAGUGCAACAGACCUUAAAGGUGGAGAUGACCUUGUUGAUGGCAACGAUGAGGGUGUAGACGAGCAAAUAGGCACUGGCCUCAGGUAUCUCUUGUUGUAUUUCUUGUUGUAAGAUACUGAAGUUUUCAAUAAGUUUGGCAUAUCUUGAAUUCUUUGCAACAGUGUGCAAUACCAGUCAAAGUUGUCGAGAAAAUGUAUUGCUAAAUAACAGAAUAAAACGCAGUUAUCAAGAGUCAGCGUAACUUAUUUCGAACGUACUUUUUUCUUUUGUUCCUCUUGAGUGUAAACUUAGUUUGACCUUUAAUACAUGCAUAGAAAGUUAAAUGGAAAAAAGUUCUUCAAUCUGAAUAGAGUCGCUUUAAGAUCUUCUUUUCGUUAACAAUUAAUGGCCAUUUUGCGAAAAAGAGGCAAUUUCUUACCUUCUUUUAAUUCACCAGUUUCCAAGAUGGCGGACCCUGUCGUGAAGUUGUUACAUGUCUGUAAACGCAUAAUGGAACAAGGGCUGGGGAUGCAUUGUGGUAGAAACAAAUAAAUGCUUUAAAGGGAGAAAAAACAAAAACAACUGAUUUUUGGGUGAUAACUGGGUUGUAAACAUAAAAGAAAAGCAUUUUCAAUUAACAAAAUAGUGGAAUGGGAUUUAUGUACGGUUUCCAUAGCAGUGGGAGCAAAGGCUGGUCACAAAAUCAUGGAAAGUAUGAAAUGUUACAAAAUAUCAAUUGUAAGUAUUUUUUUAAAUAUGCAUGAGUAUUUCGUGAUUUCUGCUAGAGUUUUUAUAUCAUUUGUAUUUACAAAGCAAAAUGUAUCCCCAUACUCCCCUCAUAAAAACCUUGCCCUAUCUCCCUUUUAACUUGAUACCAAUUUUAUAAGGUUUUAAGAUGGGUGCUACGAAAAUCCAUUCUUUUGGAUCUUGGCUCAUGGACUAAAAGUAAGGUCCGCCAAUUUACAGGCUCUCUUCUGGUUUUGCAAAACACGAAACCGCUUCGUAUGCUCUCAUUUUUCUUCUCUUUCCAAUAAAACGUCCUUCAAUCAUCAGGCCAUUGUCAUAUCCAGGGACGUAACCAGCUUUUCUACUAGUUGUAGGUCUGGCUGACUUUCAUUUCCACAUAUCCUAAAAUUGCACGCAUGACUAGUACACACUGACCUUACCAACACUUUGAGCUCUUAAGCUUUUUAGCUCACUCCAACAACGCACAAGCGGUAGAGUGAUCAAACCAAAAAUUUGUAGGCCAGGGCCUACAGAACUGUGGGCUGGCUAUGCCCCUAAUAUCAGCUGGUACCGCAUUAACCAAUCCUUAGGAAGGUAAAAAUUUUGAAUUAUUUCUUACGAGAACGGCCGGUGAUUCUUCUAUAUUUAUCGUAGAUAUAUGGUCAGAAAACUUUUUUUGCCGUAGAGAUGUCAGGGCUUCCACCGAACUCAAAUCAUGGUUUCCAUAUCCACGAGUUUGGAGACAUAAUCACUGAUGGUAGGCUUAAUUAGCGUCGUUUUCUUUUUCUUUUUUUGGUUACCAUGUAACCAUGAAUACUUUGGCAGCUAUCAUGAUAGCUUUAUAUCUUGAUAUUCAAAAGAUAAAUAUAAUACGGAAAAAUUGUAACAAUGACUUUCCUGUGCAUGAUUGCACUCAGGAACAAAACGAUAGCUCAAGCUUUUCUUUCAACGUUCGACAAUGCAAAUGGCCGUCUCUGUCAAGAAAGAUUGUUGAGAUCCAGAAAUUUGGCCACCAUGGUAAAGUGACGUCACACGUCUCCUCUCUAUUGAUGUGAGAAUAACAAAAUGAUAAUUAUCUUCCAGGAUGUCAGAGCACCGGAGGUCAUUACAAUCCUUUUCACCACACCCAUGGAGCACCUACUGACGCAAUACGGUAACACUACUAGAAAUACUUGUAUUGCAGAACCUCGCGAAGCUCGGAGAAUGUGAGCAGUUAAAUGUUAAAUAGAAAGGCUGGAAUAAAAUAGAAUAAAUAGCAAGGGUAACUAAGAUAUAUUGCAUCUCCUUGUGGUGGGAGCAAAUUCAAACCCAGUUCCCGGCAUCUUGUUGCAGUGAGAAUCGUUUAGGAUGGUUAGCCAAAGUUGAGUACGUCUUGUGUUUAGCGAGUUAACAAUGCAAAAUGAUUUUCUCGCCUUUAUGACCGGAAACUCACGCCAAGUUAUUCUGACUCUCAAAAAGAUAAAAAUAUCAUGUUGUUUUGGGUGUAAGUGGAUGACUGGGAGGUAAUAUAGACUGGCAUUUAAUUUAUUUGUGCUCACAGUGAAAGUUAUCAGUUACAAAUACAGGUAACUCCUGCCGUCUGCGAUAGGUAUGGUGAGGAGUGUCAGCAGUAUGUGCCAAAUGACAGGAGUAACGUUGUAGUGAAAACAAAUAGUAAAUGCUCGUUAUUGGAGGAAAGCUGUUAUUUAUUAUUCAACUACAACAAUGACAGUUUGUGUAAUCCUUUUUGUAGGUAAUUAUCUUGACAACUAUUGUUUGUAAUAAGUAAGGUGGAAACAUUAUUACUGAAAUAAUGAUUACAUGUAGCAUUGUCAUUGACGAUGCACAUCAUGAGAAUCAUAAAAGUGAUCUUGACUCACGACCAUAAAAUGGGGGCGUUUAUCAGAACAGAGUGUCAGUGUAAAGUGCAAAUGAAGUAUGUAAGUGUACAUCACGGUUAUUGAUGUACGUGUAGCAAACAAACUCUCUUGCAAGAGUGAAUUGUACGAAAUUAACAUACUAGGUAAGAGGUGUUGAAGGUGAUCACUUUCUUAAUUCUCAUAAUGGGUGAGUUUGUUCAGAUAAGGUUGGCUUAUGCAUAGGUGUGUGAAAUUUUCCCUGUUAUAUGUACAAUUUUCCUGAGCCGGGGAAAUUACAAUUACAUGUAGUGCUAUGGUGUCCUCUGACAAAGUGUCAUUCAGUCACCUCGAGUGGUGUGACCAUCUCUUCAUCCCAUCUUCUGGCUCAGGAUUGUUUCCAGCCUGUCGAAUGUUUUCCGAUAGCGUAACAACUGCUUCAAAAAGACUAUAAAUUGAAUGUCCAUGCUGUGCGAGUAAAGAACUGGACUGGGAUAGGAAAGCAUGUAUAGGCUCAUCUCCAACAAGUAGUAGCUGUGUAAAAUCUCCAAUGAUCCAGGUGGAAAUCCCUCCAAGGGGUUUAUAAAGAUUUCCUGUUGCUGGUCGUCAACGCUUAUCGACCCAAGCUAGUGUCCACUAUCCAAGCAUUGACAUUUUAUCGGUAAUAAGAUAGCACUUUGCAGAGAAAACGAAGUUACCAACGUUGUAAUGUUGUUAGUGUAGGUCAUUAUAUUUAUUAUUAUUACGAAGUGGCAGCAGUAAUGCCGAGUGUAAGGUAUAACCCUCAAUGUUGUACCCUACCUGAACCAGUGGUGCCUGUGAGUAUACAUGUGUCUCCAAGAAGGACCUUUAUUGCACUAAUCAGAUAUGACUUACCCGAUCCUGCUGUCCCUGUAAUGAUCAUAUGCAGUGGUUCCAGGGGGUUGCACUAUUUAGUAGUGACGAGUAGCAAGGAUGUUGUAAGCAAGCAUCUGUUGUCUAUUCAGUUUCGCUGGAUCAACAGGUUGUUGCUGUGGUCUGUUUAGAACACUUGGGUCCUCUAGAGCCUCGCUUCGGCGUUUUGUAAUCCAGUUAGCAGAUUCCCGUAGCAGAGCAGGCGGCAUUGCUGUGGCAGUUUCUGUCCAGUCAAACUGCAAGUUUUCGUGAGAUUGGCUUCCUUGUGAGACCGUGUCAUCGUAGUGUUGAUUGGAGGGACACAGCAGUAUCCACUCCUCAGGUUCUUGUUCACAAUGUGGCAUUUCAUUAUCGUCCGAGAGGCAUUUUCAGAGGCAAGAAAUGCAUGGUAGCACUGAAUGUGAUUUCCAUCGCAAUCGUCAACUCCGUUCCAUACGAUAUGGACUUCUCGGAUCCAGACAAGGCUUAUAUUUAAUUGGAGCAUGCUUGCAGUAAUUACCAUAAUUCUUCCCUAAAGGAUUUGGUGAGAAAUUAGGAAAGGUCGUAAUAAUAACUUCCUGUUUACGGUGUUUGAGCUCCCCCUUACUGACAUAGUAAGCAGAAGAAAAUUUUACAAGAUUAAGGGUACGAGUUUGAUGUUUAUUUGCUUACCAGUUAGCUCGAGUAGCAUAGCGGUCAAUUACUGAUGGAUCUAAUGCUUUAUCUCCCUGGUUUUCAUCAUCUUCCUCUCCGGUACGAACCCUUCGACUUCCAUCCAAUGAGACACCAAGAACGGAGUAAGAGCAAGAAUACAACGGUUUUUUUCAAGAAGCAGAUGUGCAGUUUCUUGAGAUCCCAUGUCACGUUCUCCAGCAAAUUGAAUAAUAUCUCUAUUUAGUGCAGAUGAAGCCACGUUUGUAUCAUUAAGCCUGUUCACACACACUGAGAAUUUCAGAUGCUGACUGUUAUCGAGGUUCAGCUUUUGUUGCAUACUUCGCCAUGUACCGGAUACAUUGGUCAGUGUCAACAAUGGCUUGAAGAUGUACAUUUGCUCUCCAGUGUUGUAGCAUAACACGGUUUUGGGAGUUGGUUCUUUGAUCAUUUCGCUUUGUGGUAAGUGUUGCUUUAGCAUGGGCGAUUUCAUCUACAGUUAAUUCACGAUCUUCUAGCUGUUUUCAUGAGUUCAAAGUCGAUUGAAGUUUCAUUGUGACAAUCUUUUGGAAAAUUAAAGUGGCAUGUUGGCUGCUGCGCAGGUUUAAUUCUAAUACAGUAGGCUGUGCUACACUUUGUAUGACGCUCGACUGGAUUAACAAAGGCUUCGCAUUAUCAACAUUUUCAAGUGAUAUUGCUGAGGGGUUUGGUGAGGGAACGGCCCAGUUCUCCUGUGAAAGUGCAUCAUACAUAGUUGUCACCAGCCAAUCAGCAUACGCAAUUACGGUGCCUCGAUCGUGCUUGAUGACCUACUAGUAUCUGGGGUUGGACUUUGUUAGCCAUCUGGUGGUAACUUGGAUGUUCGUGGAGUCGUAACAUCUGCUCUAGCUUCCAGCCUUAGGCUGCUGUCUUAACAAGGCUGUAAACGCCCGGGUUAUUGAAUAGCUUUGCACAACCAUGCGCAUGAAUACUGCCAUGUGCUUGCCACUCAAAUCGAAUCCAUUUACAUUCUGCAUUUAUUAAAUGAUCAAGCCAAUGAGUACAAAAUUCAGCCAAUAUUGAAACAAAGUAAGCAUCUGUAAUGUGAAGAUGAUUAAUGACAACCCUAAUUCGAACAGAAGGAACUGCAUUGUUUGGCUCUUGAAGAAGUCAGUGUAAAUCUGGCCAAUAAUUAAAGGCAAAGUGGCAACCCCUCUCUGUGUUAUUAGCGCCUUAAGUUCCUGGUAAAGCUGAUACCAGUACUGCUUUGUGCCUUGUAUUUUAGCAACGUAACGCUGGACACGUUUCAUAAGCUGAUUGGCUGACAUUUGGCCCACCAUUUCUCGAAUUCCUCAGUUGUUAAGUUGGCAUCGUCUGGGUUUUAAGUGAGAGAAAUGCGAGCUUGCCACAACAACUGAUGGCGUUGUUUCAUUUUUAGGGCCCAAUUUGGAAAUCGUGGAUGUGAGGCAAAUCGCCAUGUAAAGGUUCCAUUAGGUGAUAUGUCUGCAUACUUGAUUAAGUGUUCAAAGCCAUCUGUUAAGGAAACUUCCCGAAAUUGUGUACUCUUUGUAGGGUCUAUAUCAUUACGAAAUAGUAUUGGAAAAGCUAUUGAGCAAAACCCUGCGUUCAAAAUUCAUUUAUAGAAUCCCCCUCAAUUGAUGGAACGCCCGUAUUGCAUCCUGUUCACGCUGUUGACCCUAUGUACUUCUGCAUCUUGUACUGUGUCUUGAUGUUCAUUUGAUUGUGGAUACUGUACAGCCCCCGAAAUGAUCCCCAAAUCGACCCCGAAAUGAUACCGACCCCGAAAUGAUCCCCGACCCUGAAAUGAUCCCCAAAUCGACCCCGAAAUAAUACCGACCCCGAAAUGAUCCCCAAUUAAUUCUUGGAAUGGAACUUGUAUUUCGUCUCGGAAUUAUUACAAAUCUGUUGCAGCGUUUACGUUCUUAAAUCGCGUUUAACAUUUCGCUACAAAUUGAAAACGUUACAGUCAAGAAUAGUAUUUUUCCUUCUUCCCUUCCCACGAGACCCCUCGCGCGCCUCAACCUAAUCCCCAAUCUUCUAUCAUCCCAAAAAACACUUAAAUAGUGACUGGGUACGAGUCUGAGUCAAGAAGACUUUAGCAGCGACUGAUCAAACAGAGUGAAAUAGAGUUUAGUGGCGAUAGUUCGACUGGCCAAAACCAGUCUUCAUCAGGUUUAUUGAGAUAUCACGAAUUCACAGAAAUAUAUAUGAAGUAAAAUUAUGACCGGAAAUUACAUAAUAUGACGUGGUAUGGUGGCUACUUUAAAAGACGAGAUAACAUAAAAAUAAAAGAUAUACUAUAUAUAGUUACAGUUCAUCACGUUUAUUGAUGCCCAGAGGUUUAAUUGUCUUAGCUUUAUGGAUAAGGUGGGCUUCACGUGCUUUCCUGAAAGAAUCACGCCCAUUUUUAAGUUUUUCAAUAGGAAUCAAAAGCAUAUGAUUGUCGGAAUGAUUACUGGUCAGAAGGUGUUCUGAAAUUGCAUUAUGGAUGUAAUUACCAGUAGGGUUGAGUAUAGGUCGUCUACGUUCAUUAAAACGGUCUUUGAGGCGACGUUUAGUUUCUCCAAUAUAUUGUAGAUUACACAGGCGACAUUGAAUCAAAUAGAUAACAUUAAAAGUUUCACAAGUGAUAUGAGAUUUGAUGUGGUGGGUGUCACCUGUAGAAUGAAAAGUGUAAUCGCGGCUGCGACAAAACCUUUCUCAAGAUCCAAAUACCACGAGCUUCCGACAUUCUUCGCACUGAAGCACUUACAAACAAACCCAAGACUUAGACUGAAACCUGCUAAAGUCUUCUUGACUGUAACGUUUUCAGUUUGAUUUAUUUUGACUGAUCACGAUCUUUCUGGAUCCGACGUUGAACAAGACUGAUCGUACUCGGUAUUUGCAGUGUUUUUUUUUAAGCAUUUCGCUACAGUUGGUGAUUUUUUAGCGCUUUUGUCAUCUAAUCGCCUUUAUGUAUACUUUUGCAUCUUCAAGAUCAUUUUAAGAUUUUAAAAAGUGUUAAAACACCAUUUUUAAAACUCAAUAUCCAAGGCAUGUAGUUUUAACAUCAUUUUUAGAAUUUAACAUAAUCACCUAAGUAAUAAUUUAAAAAAAUGUUAUGUUUCUUGAUAUUAUCAGUUGCAGUUCAUGGUGUUCCUAAAAAUAUACUAGACUUUGUGUAUUUUUUGAUAAUAAUAUUUUCGUUUAAUCCAGUUCAAAGUGUAAUCCCAAAUUAAUGUCAUGUGGGCAAGUGAGGAUUAUUAUAGUGAAGUUUAAAUUAUGUUGUGCAGUUUGCACGAUCCAUAGUUCUAGGAUAUCAUUCCAUUCCGAAAAGUUAAAUGGGGGUCAUUUUGGGGUCGACGUGAAGAGAAAUGGGGAUCAUUUCGGGGUCGAUUUGGGGAUCAUUUAAAGGUUGGGGAUCAUUUCGGGGUCGGGAUCAUUUCGGGGGCUGUACAGAUCCUCUACUGUUGGGAGAUCUACAAUUACAUCCAUCGAAAUUAAGUCGAAGCCUCUGUAACCGCAGGUUUCGUUCCUCCUCAGUUUCAUUAUUCAAUCGGUGCGCCUGGGCAGUUUCACGUCGUUGCAAGCGAUGCUCGCGUCGUUGAGGGGUUAGGAUACAUAAUGGCCCUACAUUUAUUUAGAUUAUUCAAAUUUAAUCUACGCCUACCUUGCCUUUCUCUGUCCCUCAGUUUCUUGCUGACGACGCUGUCUUUGCUGGGCUAAGCGAUGUUCUCGCUGCUCCGAGGUUUCUUGGGCUCGUCUUCGCUGUUCGCGCUGGAUUUCGAACGUUAGAACUUUCUUGUGUGAGGCGUUGCCUGAAAAAAUAGUCGCGAUUCCCAAUGGUUGAGAGAUGAUGAACAAAGACGAGAGCAUUUCAUGAAUAAAACAUGAUAGUGCACCACAGCAUUUCCCAUCAUUCGUACUUGAAUUUAAGUGUUGCCUGGUAACCCUAAAAUGCACCCUGACGUCACACUGGAUGACGUGAACUGCGGAAACCCAAGAGAUAUGCAUUGGCAUUGAAACAGUGGCAACUCGGGUUUUUGCCUCGCUGUGCGAUCAUCGUGCAAUGCGCGCGCGACAUAAAAAUAAAAAAAACAUCCCCGUUCGAGUUGUCGAUUAGCCAGAGUACUGUUUAUUAAGUUGUGUCAUAGAAGAAAUCAUCUUUUUUGGUGACCUUUUCCCCAACUGUCGUAUUUCGGUCUUGCUCAGUGUGUAUUAAAAGCUGUAAAGUGAAUAGGUGACAAGAGCGCUUAGGAACGACCUUCAAAAAUGCUACCGCACAAGCGAGGGUUCUCUGAUCUCACAUCAUGAUCAAUAACGCUCUUUUUAAAGAAACUAUUUUAUGUACGCAUUUUUGCCUCUCUCCUCCGCAUAGGCUCCCGCUUGGUAACCCCAAUCCCUUUUCUUUCUACCCAGCCACCCUACAGCAUAAAAGAGGCCCCUGCGGAGAGGAGAACACAAGUUACUUUAUUAGAAAACAAACGCAGGGAAUGACUUAUAAGGAUGAGUUAAUCCUGGCUAUUGAAUAAAGGAGAAUACACUGGUAACCAUUCUUUGUUUCUCUUCAGGCACAUCGGUGAUUUGGGAAAUCUAUUUUCAGACGUAAACGGUCGAAUAAGUAAACAGUUUAUGGAUGAGAAGGUCUCCCUUUUUGGACCUUUUUCUGUCAUUGGAAGAGCAUUUGUGGUAAGAUCAAAACAAGUACAGUUAGAUGUUCCUGCCUUGGGCUUAGGGAGGGUGAUUGCGAGAGACGCGAACCACGCAGGGAGCUGUGGUAAGGGAGCCCUCAAUCACUCGCUGCUUACUCUUCGGGUGCCAAAACCAUUCUAUCUCACUUCAGAAACAAAAAUAACUACUGGGUUUAAGUGUCCUUUGGGCUAAAAGGUUUUUAUUAUUUUAUAGAUUCAUCAAAAGAGAGAUGAUCUGGGACGCGGCACUGGCCCUGCGAGGAAAGAGAGCUUGAUAACAGGGAAUGCAGGCGCACGCUUGGGAUGCGGUGUUAUCUGCCACGCGGCUUGCAACAUUAGUCCACCUGGUUGCGCACUUUAUAACAAUUAAUGAUACACACGUGAUCACUUUUUAAAUUUAAUUUAUUGCCUAUGAAAAUACUAGUAGUGGGUAACUGUAACAACUUGAAAAAUCCUGUUAUUAUUACCGUUCCUUUCCAAGUGAUGUGAUUUGACAUUGAGAGUUGACCGAAGAAUAAAAGGUCAAGAGUAAGAGUUACGUCUUUC